CAGUGAGUUGAGAAACCCUGGAUUACCCACAGGAGGCAGCUGCAGUCACACUGGCUGAGAAAGACUGAGGAGCUCUACUGAUCCACUGACCUGCAGGAUGUCCAAAGCCUCCAGGCUGGCCCGGCCCCCAUCGGCAGGGGCCGGAUCCAAGUUGCCCUCCCCCAGGAAGGAAUGCCCUGGCACGGCCGCUGCGGCCGGUCGAGUCCGGGUGCUGAGCGUGGGGGAGAAGCUGAUGAGGGCAGGUAGCGACGGUAUCCUGAACAGGCAGAAGUCUUUAACGGCCGCUGUGCCACAGGACAAAGCACAGAGCGAGGCCCAGACUGAGACGCCGGCCCCCAGCCAAAGUCCAGGUGAGAAGGGCCAAAAUAUGGAGAUGGUCCCUCCCAAGAGCAGGAUCAGCCCACCUAAAGCCUCAACUCAGCCACAAGGCUCUGUCCACAAACAAAACAAAAGCAACCUGAAGGUAACCUCCCCAGAGGAUGCGGAGCACGUAAGCCGCAGACAGGCCUCCCCAAAUGGGACGCCACCUUCGAGAGGAGACGCUAAAGGCAGUCGGACUGUCCCGCGAAGGCACACGUUAGGGGGAGCACGCAGCUCCCGCGAGAUCCUGGCUAUGCAGCCGUCAGACAUGGACAAGAAGAGGGAGGCCUUCCUGGAGCAUCUGAAGCAGAAAUACCCCCAUCAUGCUUCAGCGAUCAUGGGCCACCAGGAACGGCUGCGGGAGCAGUCUUUACAGGGCAUGCUCUCCUCCCUUCACUCUGAACUUGACAUUCAGAGGUACUUGAUGAAAAUCCAAUUGCCCCACAGAAGCAGAAGCCCAAAGCACGGCCCCAGCCCCCAGCCCAGCAUCGGCGACCACAUUGACCACCUCUCCCUGGCCUCCCUAGAGUCACUGGAUGCCAUGUCAGAGGCCGACGCACCUACAGCCUUCACCCGCGGCAGCCGGGUUCGUGCCAGCCUGCCUGUGGUCCGAUCGACCAACCAGACAAAGGACCGAUCACUAGGUGUGCUGUACCUGCAGUACGGGGACGAGACCAAACAGAUCCGCAUGCCUAAUGAGAUCACGAGCAUCGACACGGUCAGAGCUCUGUUUGUUAGUGCCUUCCCGCAGCAGCUCACCAUGAAGAUGUUGGAGUCGCCCAGCGUCGCCGUCUACGUCAAAGACGACAUGAGGAACAUGUACUACGAGCUCACUGACGUCAGGAACAUCACAGACCACUCCUGCCUGAAGGUCUACCACAAAGACCCAGCGCAGGCAUUCAGCCAUGGGCCGAGACCUGCCAACGGCGAUGCCAGGAUGCACAGUGAUGGACAGCACCCUCUGAGACAACCCCCCAUGGGUCCCCCAACACAUCAUCCAAUGCAGGGUACACUCCCCCCAUCCCCCCACUCCAUGCCCCCGUCCCCCUCCAGAAUCCCAUUUGGCCCACGGCAGGGCUCCAUACCUGGCAGCGCCACCAUCCCAAGGGACCGACUGUCUAAUGCCAACCCUCCAGCGCGCUCCAUCUCGCCCUGUCCCAGCGCCAUCCUGGAGAGACGGGACGUCAAGCCAGAUGAGGACAUGGGGGGGAAGAGCCACAGUCUGAGCAGGGGAAAUGAGGGGUUGUAUGCAGAUCCAUACCUGCUCCAGGAGGGACGGAUGAGCAUGGCUACCGCCCAUGGACCGCACCCCAACCCUGGGCUUGAUGGUCCAGAGCAUGGUAUGGGGGGAUUUCACCGUGCCUCCAUCCGCUCCACAGGCUCUUACAGUGGGCCCAGUCCCACAGACACUAUGGAUCACCCCUCUCUGUACAGGCAGAAGUCCAGAAACAGCCAGCUGCCUACUCUGGGCUCCAAGACUCCUCCCCCAUCCCCUCACCGGAUGGCUGAGGUACGGAUGAUUGACAUCCAUGGCGGGCCUCCUCAUGGCGUUCCACCUCAUGGAGUUACCAUGGAGAGAAGCUCACCAGUGCGCCAGUCCUUCAGGAAGGAGGAAGUAACGGGGACCAAGCCUCGGAACAACAUGGGAUCACCUGUGGUUUCAGACCUGCCAGGUCAUCUCCAGGGGCCCAUUCCACCUGCCAAUGACCAUCAGACACGAGAGCGAAUGAAGGCUAUGGAGCAACAGAUUGCCAGCUUGACUGGUCUUGUUCAGCAUGCACUUUUAAAGGGGCCAAACACUAGUGGCACCAAGGAGCCUCUAAGUGAGAGACCACCAAAGACAUCAUCUCCAGCCCACAGCGCACAUAGCUCAGGUGGUUCCCCAGUCUUGGCUCCCAAAAGCAGUGCAGCCCUAUCAGACAAGGGCUCAGUUCCUCUCAAAGUCAACCUCCUGCAGUUCAGGAAGAAUGUUUCUGACCUCAGGAUGCAACUCCAUCAGAUGAGACAGCUGCAGCUCCAGAACCAGGAGGCAUUACGGGUUCAGCUGAAGCGGGCAGAACAGGAAAUCAGUGUUAAACUCGCAGAGGCCAUGCGGCGUCUCGAGGACCCAGUCCAGAGGCAGAGAACUUUGGUAGAAGAGGACAGGCACAAGUACUUGGGACUGGAGGAGCGUGUCCUUACACAACUCGGUGAGCUGGAGCAGUAUGUCGGCUCUCUGCAGAAGGACUCAGCAGCGACACACAGAGUGGUGACCCUGAAGGAUGUGGAAGAGGGAGCGGUGACUCUGAGGAAGGUGGGAGAAUCUCUGGCAGGGCUCAAAGGAGAGUUCCCGGCAUUACAAACCAGGAUGCGGGCCGUGCUCAGGGUGGAAGUGGAAGCCGUCAAGUUUUUGAAGGAGGAGCCUCAUAAACUGGACAGCAUGCUGAAAAGGGUCAAGAGCCUGACUGACACACUCAGCAGUCUGAGAAGACAUGCCACUGAGGGUUCUCAAAGGGGCCCUGAUCCUUCUGCUAAUAUCCCAGUGGAUAACAGCCUUUCAGCAGCCGCAGUAGAGACCCCUGCUGAAGAUCCCCCAAUAUCAGUCCAGCCUACCUCCACCGCAGCCCCACCGGAGCUCCAGAACUCCACCAUCAAAUCAGGGGUGAUGCCUUCCUCCCCAGUGGUCAUCCAUCAUGUCCAGAGCUCCCCAGUCCACAUGCAGCAGUCCCAGCAGUCUGCAGCCCUGACUGCUCAGCCCAGUCCCCCGCUCACCCCCAGCCCCACUCAGGUUCCCUGUCCCAACGCAAGCAAGAGUCAAGGCCGAGAAUCUCCCAAGGGUGCGUCCUCGGAUCCACCAAGUCCCGCUCGUCAUAAGAAGGCACAUGGGAACCCAGUGAAUAAUGGCAACCAGGAUCUUGUCAUAGAGGAGCUGCAGACCAGUCAUGACAAGAGCAAAAACAGAGCUAUGUCCAUAGAGGCAGCAGAGAAGGAGUGGGAAGAGAGAAGGCAGAACAUGGGUCACUACGAUGGAAAAGAGUUUGAGAAGAUCCUCCAAGAAGCCCAGGCCAACAUGAUGAAGGGCAUUCCCAGUCUAGAGGUAGAAGAGAACCCAGCACUGCCACCUGCUGCCAGCGGAGAACAAGCAGACAUCCACAAUCCUGUGGAGGCAACUUCAGAGCCCCAGUCUGAGCCUGACUCUGACAAACCAGCCAAAAAGGGGCCUGAAAAACUUCCCAAGCCUUUGACGGAGAAACCAGCCAAGCCCGCUCUGGAGAGACACUCCAAGACUGCCACCAAGCCAGCGCCCACUGACGGUUUUACCAAGCAUGGGUCUGAAAAGUCCAGCAAGUCUCCACCACCACCACCUCCUCCAAGGAAGACCUACCCCACCUCGAGCUCAGGCAUGACCACCACACGCUCUGGUGAGGUGGUCUACACCAGCAGGAAGGAGUCCGUCUCGGCUCAGGAGGGUGAAGAGGAGGUCCCGCCUCCCACUCCCCAGCCCAAGCCCACCCAGCCCAAGGUUCCACCAGAGACCAAGCCGAAGCCCGCUACUCCUCCCCCUGUUACUGCUUCUGUUACCAGAGAAGAGGAGGAUGAAGGGGACAAGAUCAUGGCAGAGCUCCAGGUUUUCCAGAAGUGCACAGUUAAGGAUGUAGGGGUGAAAAAUUUGGUAGAGCCCACCACUCGAAUUGAACCGCAAAUCAGAGAACUAAGACCAGGGGCCAUGUUGCCCCUCAAAGAGAAAAAGCAGAGCUCAGAGCCCAGUCGAGUGGAUAAAGAUCCAGACACAGAUGAAAAUGGGAAUACUACUAUGCGACAGAGCCAAGGGGUCAUAUACUAUGUGACUGGCCAGAUUCCUAAAGAUCAUCCACCCCCGUCAGGAACGGAGGAAACCCCCGAACACCAAGAGCCCACACAACCUCCAACACAGGUGUCAAAUGUCAAUGUUAAUGACAAUUCUCCAAGCCAGGAACAGCAGCAGCAGCAGCAGCCACAGUCUCCGCCACCCAAAUCUCCCCCACCUAUAUCACCUAAGCCUGCGGGACUGAAUGGAUUAAAACUGCCGAAGAAGCAAGUUAAACGUUCCGAAUCUUUGAAGACCAGGGCAGAAAUGGAGAAGGGAAAAAUCCUCAACAAAAUUAACACUGAAAAGAAAAGUAAAAUCAUCCAGGAGCACGUUUCGUCCAGUAAGAAUAUAAUAUCCAAGCCUAUGGAAACCACGACAACCAGCGUUGUAAAAGAGGUGCCUAAAGGUUCUGUUGCCCCAACUAACAACGCUCCUAGUGAGAACAGUGAUCCACCUAAAUCUAACUGUGCGGAUGAUGAUGAGGGGGCCACUCUUAGUCCCGAUCUACCUGGAGAAGAGGCACCUCCGCCCCCGGACAACAUAGCAUUUAUGAUCACGAACACCAAGGUUCAGGCCCUAUCGUGUGGUGAGUACCAGGAACUUGUCAAUGCCAAGAAAGGAAGUGUGCAGACGGUCACUGUAGGUGGUGCCGCAAACCGUGGGAACGCCACAGCGAGUCCCUCUGUGCCGCAGGAUAAUGGCUUCAACAAGAAGCCCGUCAUCAUCAUUUUUGAUGAGCCCAUGGACAUCCGUUCAGCUUACAAGCGCCUGUCGACCAUAUUUGAAUGUGAGGAGGAACUGGAUAGGAUGCUCGCAGAAGAGCGCAUUGAGGAGGAGAGUGAGGAGUCAGACACAGAGAGGAGUGGUGGGCUGCAGGUAAAAGCUGAAGGGACCGAAACCGUUGAUGGCAAAAAGGUUGGCUCUUCACAGGGCAGUGCUGAUCAUGUCAGCUUAUCAUCCUCAUCUUCGUCUUCAGUAUCUGAACUAACGGACAGUGGAAUAAACUUGGAGUCGAAUGGAGACGCCAAGCAGGACAGUAAGAAGAAGUUCAAGUUUAAGUUCCCUAAGAAACAGUUCGCGGCAUUGACCCAGGCGAUUCGUACGGGCUCCAAGUCAGGCAAGAAGACUCUACAGGUUGUUGUGUAUGAAGACGAGGAGGAAUCCGACGGUACUGUCAGGCAGCACAAAGAAGCAAAGAGAUUUGAGAUUGCGCGUUCAAAAUCUUUAGCGGACACCCAGAAGGCAACAAGCUCGGCCGUGUUAAAGAGGCAGAACUCCGAGUCCCACUGCAGGACAGAUGAGAUCCGGAAGAACACCUACAAGACACUGGACAGCCUGGAGCAGACCAUCAAGCAGCUGGAGACCACUAUUAGUGAGAUGGGACCACGCUCCCCCGAUGAGCCAGUCUCUAUGGAGGAGGCUAAAGCAGGGAAUGGGAAAAGCCCAGAAGGAGUGGGACUGAAGAGGUCUUCCUCUCUCCCUACUUCCAGAGGGUCAGGCCCUAAGGUACCCAGCAAAAGUUCCUUGCAGAAGAAGACUAAACCACAGCUCCUUCCUCGCCCUGUAGUCAUCCCUACUACUACCACCACUACCACCACCUCCACAGCCACUGUCCCCAGUGCCCCCAGCACCAUACAACAGAACACCAGUGUCGCUUCCCCCACUAGUCGGAUGCCCGUCCCUUUGUCUGCGAAGUCCAGGCAGUCGCCGGGUACUACUGACAAAGCAGGAAAACAGCAAAAACUGCAGGACGCUCAGAGGCAGUUCCGACAGGCUAACGGAAGUGCUAAAAGAGUGGGAGGGGAUCAUAAAACUACUUCCCCUACUAUACCCAUCUCUAAAAUCCCUGCUUUUUAUCCUAGCUCUACUAAAGGCAGCUCCCAGUCUGCACAAAACUCAGAUGCUACUAAUCCCAUUAACCCUUCCUCUUCCUCCUCCUCCUCUUUGACAAAGUCCUCCAUCCUGUCCUCUCAUACUCCUCGUUCCGGUUCCCUACCCUCCUCCCACAUCCCCUCCUUGUCUAAUGGAUCCCUCAAACUCCCCACACCCUCACAGCACACAGGUAAAGCUCUCUCGUUCUCCUCGCAGACUCAGAAUGGUCGAGUGCACUCCUCCUCCUCUUCAUUCUCCUCCUCCUCCUCCUCAUCCUCCUCCUCCUCCCCCUCCCCUCUGUCGCCCACACCUUUGGGCCCAGGUGGAAAGAGCAUCCGCACCAUACACACCCCCAGCUUCACCAGCUACAGGUCCCACAACGGCAGCAGCGGCAAAUCCUGCAUCCCAACAUCCACAGCAGCUAAGGACACUACUUAGCCCCAUUAUCGCCCCGCUGGCUUUACUGCAUAGCAGGUAGACUUGGUCAUGUUUUCUUUUAUAUAAUUUUGUUUUGUUGUUUUUUUUUGUUUUGUUUUUUUUUUUCUAUUUUUGAGAGUUUUUGUAAAAGUAUUAUGUGAUGCACUCGCUCGCCCAAUUCAUGUUUUAUUUGACACUGGCAUUCUCACACCGAUGCUUUUAUCUCCUUUUGAGUUGCAUUUUCAAAUUUUGGAUCAUACUUACAUGGAUUUUGAUUCUCUCUUGAAAGUGUAACAGAUGCUCUCGUAAAAGAUUUUACAAUGGAACUAAAAACUAUUUAGUGUUACCACUUUGUAGUUGAAGUGGAAGGCUUUCGUGGUGUUGAAAAUCUAUUUUUCUUGCUGUAGCUAUGAAUAGGGAAUAUAGAGUUGAUGUACAAUCACAAAGUACCAUGUAAAAAUUGUGUUUUAUUUUUCAAACCAGAGAUUGAAUAACCAUAGUAUAUUUAAUCUUCUAUAUUUCUUGUGUUGCCAGAUAUUCAGCAGUCUUGUAAAUGCCUUUUAUGAGUGUAUACAUAAUGUAUACAGACAUUUUAAAGUUGAACUCAUUCUGAAAUUCUGUUUUCUGAGAGUAUUUUCUCAUUUCUCACCCAUAUGAACUGCCAAUUUCUUUUACAGAGAUGUAAAACUAGUAUCAUGAAUAAUACAAGUUUUCAUUUUAGUGUGCCUCUUUGCCAAAGUUGUUUUACAAUGACUCACUUCAAGCCUAACCCAGUCACAAGAUUUUGGGAAAUUUACAUGCACUCUCUUGGUGUGAUGGCUGAAGUGUUGACCACGGUGUAUACACUGCUGGUUGUGUUUUUUUAAGUUAACAUGUAUUGUUGUCUAAAUAUAAACUGUACUAAAAACAAAAGUAAUGAAUCAGUUCUACCAUGUGUACAUAGAUGCUUCUACUAAGGAAAUAAGUAGUUUUGUUAACAUACCAAAGUUUAUUUGUAUGCAUGCCUUUCAAAUACUUUAGGAGAGUGGUGUAAAAGAAGAAUUGUGUUUGCACAGAUAGAUUUUUGUAAAUAUUUGGUUUUCUCCUCCUUUUUGUAAAGCUUUAAAUCAUACUAUAAAGGAGCAAUGUGGUAAAGAUAAAACUGUGUUGGAGUAGCAAAAAUAAAGACUUGCAUGCUUGUAAGGCAUUGAGCUUCAA
Seriola aureovittata is the source of this 7675-nucleotide messenger RNA. RefSeq names its product sickle tail protein homolog. Lineage: Eukaryota; Metazoa; Chordata; Actinopteri; Carangiformes; Carangidae. Gene Ontology annotation, cellular component: cytoplasm. The record is from RefSeq and is a predicted model, not a curated record. The transcript is spliced from 22 exons. Bases 98 to 6499 code for a protein of 2133 amino acids.